Messenger RNA from Parnassius mnemosyne (clouded apollo), 1605 nucleotides. The record is from the annotation of a GenBank genome assembly. Lineage: Eukaryota; Metazoa; Arthropoda; Insecta; Lepidoptera; Papilionidae.
AUGCCAGAAAACAAUUUAUGGUUUACUGGACCACCGUUUCUUAAGCUACAAAACGUAGUUUACAAUAGGCCAAAUCACAACAAUUGUACUACAGAUUUAGAAGAGUCAGCAAAGGUACAUGUAGCGACAAUUCCAAACGAAUCGUUCUUUGAUCGGUUUUCUCAGUUACGAAGAUUAGUUAGGAUUGUUGCAUACUGUCGUAGAUUUUUAAAGGAGAACAAAAUAUACAGAAAGGGAUAUUUACAAAAGACAGAAUUAGACGCUGCACUCGAAAGUUGUAUAAGAAAAACACAGAGAGAACUAUUUACAACAGAAUAUGAAGAAUUAAAGAACAAAGGCUAUAUACAAUUAAAAUCAAGCCCAUUAAGGUCACUCUGUCCUUACCUUGAUGAUAAGGACAUCAUGAGAGUUAGAGGGAGACUGGAAAAGUCAGAGCUCAGCGAACAGAUGAAACAUCCUAUCGUCCUGCCUCACUCCAGUCACCUAACUAAGUUAAUCAUAGCUGACGCUCACCAUAAAACCCUCCACGGGGGUCCCCAGCUCAUGACUAACUAUUUGAGAACAGCCUACUGGAUUAUUGGGGUUAGAAAUCUGGUCAAACAUCAUGUCAUCAAAUGUGUCAUAUGUGCCAGGCAAAGAGCCAGUACAAAAAACCAAUUCAUGGGCUCACUACCAGCUGUUCGUUGCAACCCAGCUCGACCAUUUCUUCAUAGUGGGGUUGACUAUGCUGGUCCAAUUAGCAUAAGGACAACAAAAGGGCGUGGCCAUCGGUCAUACAAGGGAUAUAUAUGCCUCUUUGUAUGCAUGGUCACUCGAGCGCUGCACUUAGAAGCAGUGAGUGACAUGAGCACUCAAGCCUUUUUAGCGGCGUUCAGACGCUUUGUUUCAAGGCGAGGCCAUUGUGCCAAACUGUGGAGUGACAAUGGCACUACAUUCGUAGGUGCCUCCAGGGAGUUACAGCAGUUGACAGCUAUUCAGUCAUCAAUAGCCGAACACCUCGAAACGAAUGGUACAGAGUGGCAUUUCAUUCCUCCUCACAGUCCCAACUUUGGUGGACUUUGGGAGGCAGGAGUGAAAUCUACAAAAUUCCAUUUGAAGCGAGUAAUCGGUGAAGCGACUCUCACCUUUGAAGAACUGACGACACUCCUCAGUCAAAUAGAGGCGUGUUUAAAUUCGCGACCUAUGAGCACAAUUAACGUUGAUGAUCCUGGAGAACCACUACCAUUAACUCCGGGACAUUUUUUGAUUGGAGAACCAUUAUUAAAUGUUCCUGAUACUGAUUACACAAACACCAAUAUAAGUUAUUUAUCUCGCUGGCAAUUAAUUCAACGCAUUCUUCAGUCAUUUUGGAAACGUUGGUCACAAGAAUAUCUUGUAACGUUGAUGCAUCGCUACAAAUGGUCAUCCCAAGUUGCUGAGCCAAGGGUUGGUGACAUUGUGCUUGUCAAAGAAGACGACUUACCGCCAAGUCGUUGGUUGUUAGGUAGGAUCAUUGAGAAACAUCCUGGGGAUGAUAAUAUCACCCGUGUUGUCACGUUACGCACUAAAUCCUCAACAAUCAAAAGACCAACAUCCAAAUUAUGCAUUUUACCCGUAAGUCAAUAA